AUGGCAAAUAAACUUCGUAGAACCCUACAGUCCUAUAGGGAAAACACUAUUCCUAGACAAGUUUCGAUCGAUACUAAUUAUUACGAUCUGAGAUGCAUUGAGUCUUCUUUGGAGUUUCGCCUAUCGACCUUCAAAAAGGAUGACAGUACAGAAGCAAAUAAAUUAUUUAUACAGGAGUCAGGAACACUUAGUAAAGAAAUUCUUGGAAAUACAAACAGAUAUGGAUUUGUGUCUGGUAGCGGUGAACCUCACAUACUCGGAUCAAGUGUCGAAGCGAAAAGAGAAGGAUGUAAAAUUCAUAAUGGGUUUAUCGAUUUAUUGCCCAACAUCACUGAACGAUCUGGCAGUAAAGUCAAGGAAGGAGAACUUGCUGGUAAUACAUUGAAUAAGGAAGAAGGCCAAUGCCCAAACAUCAGAAAAAUGGAAAAAAUGCAGACAUCCCUUGGAAAAUUGCGCAGAGUUGGAUCCUUGGGAGGCGAUGAUUGGAAAAUGAUCGUGCCUCAAAAAAUGUGUCAUCUUAUAUACCCGAACUUUUGCUGUACUGAAGACGAGUUAUCAAGUAUUGCAAACUAUUCAAACAUGAUCCAAAUGCGAUCUAGUGAAAGAGUGAAUAAAAAAACAUCGUAUUGCAACGAUUUAAUCUUAGUUGACAUAUUUGAAGAUAAAUCUCGAAUUGCAACCUUGAUUAAUAAUUAUGAAGUACUUAAUAAUGAUGGUAUUGAUCCGAAGGAAUUAAUUUAUUAUAUAAAAAUUGUUGCUGAAUUUGGCUUUGAUCACAUAAUAAUUAUUGGGGAGAUCGAAUUUGGAUUGCUCUUUUUAGAUUGUUAUGGUCGUGUUUUUCUGUGGGAAGAUCAGGGCCAAAUGUUAUGGCCUCUUGGUAAUUCUCCUGAGGAUGUAUCAAAAUGUGAAAUUAAAGGAGUAGAUCAGGUGAGAUGGUUUGUAGUGAAUGGAAUUGUAUAUAAGUAUAUUACAAAAUGGGAAGAUACCUUUUAA
Rhizophagus irregularis DAOM 181602=DAOM 197198 is the source of this 993-nucleotide messenger RNA. Lineage: Eukaryota; Fungi; Glomeromycota; Glomeromycetes; Glomerales; Glomeraceae. The record is from RefSeq and is a predicted model, not a curated record.